AUGUUCUCUAAAAUUGUAAUCCUCGCUAUUGCGCUGUCGGCGGCUUGCGCCCAGCACCACGGCCAGGAGCACGGCCACGCCUACUCCUCGCAGUCCAUCGUGCUGCACCAGACUUCUCACCCCCACCACGAGGAGCACCACCACGCCAUCCCCGUCGUGCACCAUGCCAUCCCCGUCGUCCACCACGCUGUCCCCAUUGUUCACCACGCCGCUCCUAUUGUCCAUUCUGUCCCUGUUCAUCAUGAGGAACAUCAUCAUGAAGAACACCACUCUCACCCUAAAUACGAGUUCGCAUACUCUGUGGAGGACAAGCACACUGGCGACAUCAAGUCGCAGCACGAGUCGCGCGACGGACACCUCGUGAAGGGCGAGUACAGCCUCCACCAGCCCGACGGCUCCGUGCGCACUGUCAAGUACACCGCUGACAAGCACUCCGGCUUCAACGCGGACGUGCACUACUCCGGACACUCCCAGCACAUCGAGCCCCAGCAUCAUCAUCAUCAUUAA
Molecule: messenger RNA, 507 nt
Organism: Pectinophora gossypiella (pink bollworm)
Lineage: Eukaryota; Metazoa; Arthropoda; Insecta; Lepidoptera; Gelechiidae
Product: cuticle protein 8-like
Exons: 4
Coding region: 1-507 (168 amino acids)
Cellular component (GO): extracellular matrix
Source: RefSeq, a predicted model, not a curated record